CCCAACCCGCACACUUCACAAGACGCAGAGAUGAACGUUAUGCUGGUGCUUCUGCUCGUCGCCGCAGUUGUGGCUGUCACCUCUGCCAGCUACCGUGGGUACUCUGGCGGCUACGGUGGCUACUCUGGUGGAUACGGCGGCUACGGUCGCCGAUACGGUGGAUACGGCGGCGGAUACGGUGGCUACGGCGGUGGAUACGGUGGCGGCUAUGGUGGUUACAACCGCGGCUACGGUGGUUACAACGGCGGCUACCACGGUUACAAUCGUGGCUACGGCCACUAAAGAUGUUUUCUGGGUGGCUACGUCAGAUGGUACUAGUCACGCAGCAAGGCAUGCGGAUAUGCACCGACCAGAUACCGAUUCACCUACUACUCAAGCAGCAAGUGACACAGUGAGCACCGCACCAGUCACGUUCGAUCCCCUGUCUGAAUGAAGGUCUUUGCGUGGUGUGUUCCUUGAUUUGUCAGUUGAUGGUCGAAGAACAUAAAUUAUACUCCUAUAUCAUUGUACAACCGCACUCGAUUUGUGCAUUGUAAGGCAGUUAGAAAGAAGUGAAGGUUUCAUUGGAUUCGGCUGAAUGUGUUUGCGCACAAAUGGCUGUACGGCGAAGAUUGAGCCCGAUAUAUUGGCUUAAAACCC
Molecule: messenger RNA, 639 nt
Organism: Pollicipes pollicipes
Lineage: Eukaryota; Metazoa; Arthropoda; Thecostraca; Pollicipedomorpha; Pollicipedidae
Product: neuropeptide-like protein 31
Exons: 2
Coding region: 31-282 (83 amino acids)
Source: RefSeq, a predicted model, not a curated record